GUCAGAGUUGGCUCCGCCCCGCAGUUGCAGGGCUGCUCCCUGCUGCUAUUUGCAGGCCACCACCUAUAUAUACAUCACUCUGUAUCUAUUCAUCUCCUCCUACACAAAGCUGUAAACAGGGUGGGAGGCUCGUAUAAAGUGCGAUGAUUUGAUUUGUAAAGGGAAAAAGCAUUUUACUUUCCCCACAUACAAAUUCUAGAGAGAGAGAGAGAAACAAAGCAAAUGAACAAUUAAUCCUUUCUUUCCAAAUUGCAAGCUUAUAUGUACUCGUAAUGUUUAUGGUGUAUCUAUCUGUGAAAAUUCCAUAUGUUCUGCUGGAAGGAACUUGUAACUUCUUCAAUCUGGGCUGAAGCGUAGGGUUUAGAGAGAGGAUGUGUGGAUUAAUCGAUCUGAACACUGUGAGCAAUGAAGACGACGAAGAAGCGACGGCGUCUCCGGAUACUUCGGACUUGACGGAGACUUCUCCGCCGCCGCCGACGGCGUCGCUGAGUAUGGAGCUCUGGCACGCGUGUGCGGGACCGUUGAUUUCACUCCCGAAGAAAGGAUGUGCUGUCGUGUAUUUACCGCAGGGCCACCUGGAACACCUUUCCGACUACCCUGCCGUGGCAUAUAACCUUCCCCCUCACGUCUUCUGCCGUGUUGUUGACGUCAAGCUCCAUGCGGAGGUAGCUACUGAUGAGGUCUAUGCGCAAGUGUCACUGGUACCAGACAAUCAGAUUGAACAGAAAUGGAAGAAUGGUGAUGUUGAAGUGGAUAACGAGGAAGAGAAUACUAAAGGAGAUAGAAAGUCAAGUACAUCACACAUGUUUUGCAAGACUCUCACUGCCUCAGAUACCAGCACCCAUGGCGGUUUCUCUGUCCCUCGGCGAGCUGCUGAAGAUUGCUUUCCUCCUCUGGAUUAUAAACAACAAAGGCCGUCACAAGAAAUAGCAGCAAGAGAUCUUCAUGGGAUCGCAUGGAAUUUUCGUCACAUCUACAGAGGUCAGCCACGAAGGCAUUUGCUUACCACUGGUUGGAGUGCAUUUGUAAAUAAAAAGAAACUUGUUUCAGGAGAUGCUGUGCUUUUCCUUAGGACUGAGGAUGGAGAACUUAGGAUUGGAAUCAGAAGAGCAGCUCAAGCUAAAUUUGGUUCUCCUCCUUCAGUUCCUUUUAGUCAACAAUUGAAUGUUAGUGGUAUUUUGGAUGUGGUUAAUGCAACAUCGAAAAAAGGCAUUUUCAGUGUCUGCUACAACCCAAGAGAUAGCCUAUCAAAGUUCGUCGUACCUUACAACAAAUUCUGUGAGAGCCUUUCACGUUCUUUUACACCUGGAUUGAGAUUUAAGUUGCACUUUGAAACUGAAGAUGCGGCGGAAAGGUACAAUGGAAUUGUGAUUGGGAUUGGUGAUGUGGACCCCGUGCGUUGGCCAGGUUCAAAAUGGAGGUGCCUAUUGGUGAGGUGGGAUGAUCCAGAUGACACUAGACAUAACAGGGUUUCACCAUGGGAAAUUGAGCCUGCUGGAACACUUCCCGGACCAAUCAAUAUGAUUGUACCUGCUGCAAAGAGGACCAGGAUUGGACUGCCAACUCCUGGGGAAGAUUUUACAGUUGCUGAUGGGAGAGUUGUGGACAUUGGUGAUCCACCCAGAUUUCCAGUCUUGCAAGGUCAAGAAAUUUUUGCAGUAAACAGUAAACGUUAUGAUGGUCCAGAGUACCUUCCUGGUUAUGACAAUUCAGAGAUUUCUACAAGAAGAAGAAACAUUAGAGCUCUGCUGUGUGAAUCAUCACAAGAAAGCUUUGCUGAACCUUGCCGGUUCAAUAAGGUCUUGCAAGGUCAAGAAACUUACUGAUAGGAACCCUCUUAAAUUAGACUAAUAAUAGAAGUAUUAAUAAGAAUAUUAGUAAUAAGGGUACUUGAGGUAUUGUAUAGUAUAAAUAGUCGGGAAAGGGAAAUUAGGGAGAAGGCUGUUUAGACGUUUCUGACUGGGACUUGGGUGAGCGAGAGCUAAUUCUCGUUCUUGGGGGGCUUCGGCUCAUUGGGAGGCUUCGGCCUUUGUUACCGAUAUUGUUUCAUCUUCUUCAUCAAUACAGUUUUCUAUUUUUGUUUCUUGAUCUUUCUGUAUAUUUUCUGGAGGCUCCUAUCAUUGGUAUCAGAGCUGUUACUUCCUGGAGAAGAAGAUCUGAAUCAUGGAGGAUUUCGACAUGACACCCCAGAUGGAAAAAAGUUUUGAUAAUAUGGACAGAAUGAUGAAGGAGACAAACGCUAGGUUAAAAACGAUGAUGGCAGAUAUGCAGGCUAGCUUCGCGGAUAUGAUUAACAAGCUUCAAAGACGAUCGCCAAAUCGAUCGCACACUUCGCGUAGGUCGCAUCGCGACCCUCAUCAUAGUUCGCGAAAGACAGAUCGAUCAAGAAGUAGAUCGCACACCUCAGCUGCAUCACCUCGCUCAUCUGCAUCGCAUCGUCCUUCUCACAACCAUCAAUCGCGGCACUCAGCAAGUCCAGAGGAAUCCGAAGAUGUGAGGCAUCGCAGAAAAUCUUGCGAUCGAACUGUUUCCUCGCCAAGCUCUUCACAGCGCUCUUCGCAGAGUUCUUCUCAUCAUUCUUAUCAUCGCUCUCUGCAUCAGAUUUCCUCAAAGGAUUCUCACAGUUCACAUUCUUCAUCUAAAGUCACUUCUCGAAAUUCGGAUAGUUCAAAGAAGGAGAAAUUACCUCUAUUCUACGAGGAGGAAGCUUAUGAAUGGAUAGAGAAGAUGGAAAGAUAUUUCCGAGUCCAAGUUAUAGCAGAAAGAUUUAAGGUGGACGUCGCAGCCAAGGCAAUGGGGGAAGCUGCAGAUGACUGGUUUCAAUGGUGGAAUUUUCAAAAGAGAGAAGAUAGUUGGGAGGCUCUAAAGGAAGAUUUAGUUAAGGAUUUUCCACCUAAACACCGGCAGAAGACAGGAAGGGCAGAAAGGAAAGAAUCCUCGAGGGCACGAAGAACUUCUUCCAGUCCGCACUCUAGAACUUCUUCAUUCAGUUUGCAGGAAUCAUCGUUAAGCAGGCAGCGAAAACAGGAGUCAUCGAGGUCAUCAAGAACUUCUCGUUCACAAGUUUAUCAAUCAGCGCCAGAAAUUUCCAAGUCAACAAAGAAGACCCAGAUGGAACCAACUGAACCUGUGAUCAAACAAGUGAAUAAGAAAGACGAAAUCAAGGAGAAAAGACAGGAUAUUCACGGGCCAGAUUAUGUUUAUUCUAAUCUUGCAGAGGGUGUGGAUUUAACUUCCAACCAAGUUUCUAUUGCUGACAAGCUUAUUCAGCCAUGUUCCUUUGGAAAUAGAGCCCUAAUUGUUUCUGAAACUGUUCUUGUCAAAAGUCAACUAUGUUUACAACCUAAGGAAAGGUUAUCAGAAAAAUUAUGUGUUGGUAAAAAUAAAUCUGGUACAGAGGCUCAGGAGAAGGAGGUUGGGCUUGUUUCAGGUGAAAUUGCUAUCAUCCAGGGAAACCGUACACAGAUUAAUGCUGCUGAUAAGUAUAACCAUGGCCAACACCUCGAAUUACAACAAGCUGAAUUACAGCCAGGGGUUGAGAGCAUGUUAGACUAUCUCAAGCCUGACUUACAUAAUUCAUUUAGAGUACAUGAAGGUUAUCUAUUGUUGGGAGAUAUUUCUGCAAUGACAACUCAUAACCUAUUACUUCCUGGGGUUUAUGAAUCCUUCACAAGGUUUUUACAGAGGUUGACCCCAAAGACUUAUCAGCAAAUUCUAGCUAUUAGGACUACAGGGGUGAAAUCCUUGUCAAUUGAUGACAUUAAAAUUGUUAGAGAAGUUUCUGGUGAUCCUAAUAACAGGAAAAUUAUCCAAAGUAAGAAGCAGGAAUUAUGGAAAUGGAGAGGUACUCCAAUGGUGAAAGAAACUGAAGAAGUAAAUUUUGCUAAGGGCUGCUGGAUAGUGUCUGAACCGAGGGAAACAUCACUUCGAAUCUCUUCUACUGCUGGAAGUUUUGCUAAUGGUGUAGGUGAUACACCUCAGGAAAACAAGGAAAUAUGCGUAGCUGUUGAGGGUCUGAAGACUAAGGAAGAAAAUGAAAAUUCAUCAAAGAUACUAUAUGCUGCAGUAAAGUCUAUGCAGUGGAAGAAUCAAGUAUGGAGGCUCUUUUUUCAGAAAUCAGUUAGAUAUUGGGAAGGUAGAAGCGCUAGGAAGAGGAAGAGGAAGCAGAAGAUUGUGGCUGUGUCAUAUAACCCACCUUGAGGGCAAGGUGGAUGUUUAGGGGGGGAGUAUUGAUAGGAACCCUCUUAAAUUAGACUAAUAAUAGAAGUAUUAAUAAGAAUAUUAGUAAUAAGGGUACUUGAGGUAUUGUAUAGUAUAAAUAGUCGGGAAAGGGAAAUUAGGGAGAAGGCUGUUUAGACGUUUCUGACUGGGACUUGGGUGAGCGAGAGCUAAUUCUCGUUCUUGGGGGGCUUCGGCUCAUUGGGAGGCUUCGGCCUUUGUUACCGAUAUUGUUUCAUCUUCUUCAUCAAUACAGUUUUCUAUUUUUGUUUCUUGAUCUUUCUGUAUAUUUUCUGGAGGCUCCUAUCACUUACCCGAGAUGGACGACACCACCCAUCCCAAAUCAUCACCACAGUCAAACACAACAACCAUCUUCUUCUCCGUUUCAUCGGGUCUCUUCAUCACCCCCUGUGCUAAUAUUUCAGAAGCAAUCCAGAAUUUUGGAUCUUCUCCGGCCUCAAUCAUCCUGUACGGUCUUCGGUUUCCCCAUAUUAUCCGAGGGAAUAAGUGGCCCAACCACUGAAGAAAGCUGUCCAUCUUCACAGGGUGAGACAACAUCUCAAGUGAUUUCCAAUGCAAUUGGAAGCAGUUUUCCCAAAGUAAAUGAACCUUAUGCCUCAAGGGAAGUGCUUCUUGAUAUAGCACUCUAAAAAGGGAUCUCUUGUGGAAGGAAGUGUUCAAAAGCAAGUGUCUUUUAAGAUUUGUGAUGCCUGUAAUAUAAUGUUGCGAGCUUGCUACCAAAAGACGUUAUUUGUUUUUGUUUAUUGUUUUGGGAUGUUGCAUCCACGAUAUUUAACAUAUAUUUUUAUAGUACAGUACCCCAGUGUGAGACAUUGCAAACUGUAUGCUUACUUUACAUUUCGUAUCUUAAACACGUAUUCACGUAAGAUUAUUUUAGAAUUUAUUUACUACGUAUUA
Messenger RNA from Cuscuta epithymum, 5136 nucleotides. The record is from the annotation of a GenBank genome assembly. NCBI's taxonomy places the organism in Eukaryota, Viridiplantae, Streptophyta, Magnoliopsida, Solanales, Convolvulaceae.